Messenger RNA from Stereum hirsutum FP-91666 SS1, 3189 nucleotides. Its product is annotated as cystathionine beta-lyase. Gene Ontology annotation, molecular function: pyridoxal phosphate binding; ATP binding; mevalonate kinase activity. Gene Ontology annotation, biological process: isoprenoid biosynthetic process; transsulfuration; 'de novo' L-methionine biosynthetic process. The transcript is spliced from 10 exons. Lineage: Eukaryota; Fungi; Basidiomycota; Agaricomycetes; Russulales; Stereaceae. The record is from RefSeq and is a predicted model, not a curated record. Gene Ontology annotation, cellular component: cytoplasm. Bases 24 to 2795 code for a protein of 923 amino acids.
UCCCCGCUCGGCAUAUCCCCACAAUGUCGCCCUCAAUAGACCCAAAGGCAAAGGCCAGCUCGUCCCUCACUGGGCCACACGACCUGCCCACUCCAGAGCCUGAGUCCCCUCACCGUCCUCGCCAGCCCUACCGCUUUGCGACACUCUGUGCGACCGUAGAGAACCCAGACAUGAAAGACCAGUACGGGUCCAGUUCCGUUCCUAUUUAUCAGUCCUCCACCUUCAAGGGUGUAGGAAACGAGUUUGAUUACUCGCGAAGUGGCAAUCCCACCAGAAGUCAUCUAGAGCACCAUAUUGCCAAAAUAUCAUCCGCCGCCCAUGCUAUCACAGUCUCCUCCGGCAUGGCCGCACUUGACAUCAUUCUCCGUCUCCUCAAACCCGGAGACGAGAUUAUCGCAGGAGACGACCUCUACGGAGGUACCAAUCGUUUGCUCACAUAUGUCAAGACCCAUGUCGGCGUUACUGUCCAUCACGUCGAUACCACCGACCCGACGUCCCUCCUCAAAUACAUACAGGCCGGAAAGACAGCGAUGGUCCUCCUCGAGAGUCCCACAAACCCUCUGCUGAAGAUUGCCGACCUUGCCACUCUUGCUGCUGAAGUGAAGGAACGCGCACCGGAUGCUAUCGUCGUAGUGGACAACACCAUGAUGAGCCCGUACCUGCAGAGACCUCUCGAGCACGGUGCAGAUAUCGUGUAUGACAGCGCGACGAAGUACCUCAGUGGUCAUCAUGAUCUAAUGGCCGGCGUUAUCGUCUGCAACCGUGAUGACCUCCACAAGCAAAUGGCGUUCGUCGUGAACUCUGUAGGAAACGCGCUCAGUCCCUUCGACUCUUUCCUCCUGCUCCGAGGUAUCAAGACAUUGGCCGUCCGCAUGGAUCGCCAACAGACCUCCGCGCUCGCUGUCGCCAACAUGCUUGACCGUCUCGGCUUCAAGGUGCACUAUCCCGGUCUUUCGAGCCAUCCUGGUCGGGAAAUCCACGAGCGUAUCGCGACGGGCUAUGGCGCCGUGCUUAGUUUCACGACUGGUGACAAGGCCCUUAGCGAGCGCAUCGUUGGCGCUACUCGACUUUGGGGCAUCAGCGUGAGUUUCGGCUGUGUGAACUCUUUGAUUAGUAUGCCUUGCGUCAUGUCGCACGCGUCUAUUGACCCCGCAAUCCGUGCUGCUCGCGGUCUUCCAGAGGAUCUCAUUCGUCUUUGCGUCGGCAUCGAGGACCCUGCGGACCUCCUCGACGAUCUUGAGCGCGCUCUUUUGGAGGCUGGCGCUAUUACUCUUUCUGCUAGUGAAACUGAGCAUCACUUUGUGCGCGCUAGCUUACCACGGGAGCCUGUCUCGAUCAGCCGCGCUGUCGAGAAGCUGGCUUAUAACGACAAUGCUGUCACCGGGCGCACAAAGGAGAACCGUGAGUGGUUCGUCAGCGCCCCUGGAAAGAUCAUCCUGUUUGGAGAGCAUGCCGUCGUACACGGUGUGACGGCCGUCGCUGCGUCAGUAGACUUACGCUGCUAUGGACUCACAACCCCUCGUCACGAUGGCAAGCUAGGAAUAGAGUUCUCGGAUCUGGGUGAUUUCAGUCACGAGUGGGUGUUGGACGAGCUGCCUUGGGAUGCCGUGACGAGUGUCAAUGUGGGCGACGCUCAUCCGGACGUGUUGGACCAGAGGUUGGUGGACGCGAUCGCAGCGCGUGCUUUGCCCUCAACGAUCAAUGACAAGGCAAAGCCUGCAGCCAUCGCCUUCCUUUACCUGUACAUGAGCAUGGCCCACGGAGGUGAACGGCCGUCAUUCGGUUUCACAGUCAGGUCCACUCUUCCUGUAGGUGCCGGUCUCGGUUCAUCAGCCUCGUUCUCUACCUGUGUCGCAACUUGUCUUCUCCUCCUCCACCAACGCGUAAACCUCCCUUCGCUGCCCCCACCUACCACCUCCGCCGACGCGUCCGGACCCGGACACAUUCACAUUUCCCAUCAAGGUCGCCGUGCCAUCCCGAGCGAGAUCUCGGAAGAGGUCAACCGCUGGGCGUUCGUCGCCGAGAAGGUUCUGCACGGAAACCCAAGCGGGGUGGACAACUCUGUGGCCGUGUUUGGCGGGGCUUUGGCGUACACUAGGCCCGGGUUUACGAGGAAGUCCGGGAUGGAGGCUAUCAGCGGAUUCAAGUCUCUUCGAUUCCUUCUCAUUGACUCGAGGGUUCCUCGUGACACCAAGAGCCUGGUCGCUGGCGUUGGUGCGAAAAAAGCUGCGGAACCGGAAGUCGUUGACAAGGUCCUCGAUGCCAUCCAGAGCAUCACGGAUGAGGCUCGUCGUGCUCUGCUUGACCCUGAGUUGUCGCGUCCAGCGUUGCUCUCUGCCUUGGGCGCCCUGAUCGAAGAGAAUCACGCUCACCUCGUGUCGCUCGGUGUUUCACACCCGGUCUUGGAGAUCAUAAAAGCUCGGACGGCACAGAGCCCUUACGGGCUGAGCACGAAGCUCACGGGUGCCGGAGGAGGCGGUUGUUCAAUCACACUUGUACCGGAUGACAUGGAGGAAUCCCUUCUAAAGGACCUCAUGGCUCGUCUCUCCGAAGACGGAUACGUUCCCUAUCUCACCUCUGUCGGAGGUUCUGGUCUCGGCAUCCUCUCGCCCUACGAUCCUAACAACUACGACGACCAUCCGACCGCCACAGCUCAUACACAGACUCCCCCGGAGACGCCUGGCGAUGAGUCCGCACUGGGCGGCCGUGAGCCGUUGAGGGCGACGCUUCAGUCGAAGCCCUUACAUGAUUUGUCCGAGUGGGCGUCCAACAGGGGAAGGUGGAUGUACGUAUGAGUAUGAGUUUGCGUUAGCGCUUGGUCUGGCGGGAUAAAACAUCAGCAAUUUAGAGGCGUGGAUUUCGGUGUAUAUGUGCUGUGCUUUGUAUGUCUUUUAUUUAUGUACUUCGUGUAUCUUUGGUGCUGGUUUUGGCAGCCGUACUUUAGCAGUUCAACUAUCCUCGACCCUGUGAUACGGAAUGCCCUGUACUUUCCAUCUGUUGAGAAUCGAGCUAGUUGCAGCUCGACGUUGCGAGACGUUUCGAUACGUUUCGGUAUUCAGUCUGAGUCAGCGGCGCAGCCGCAUGUUGUUAUUCCUUGCCCUUACAGGCAAGUGGAGCAGGUUUAUAGUAUUUUGUAGAAUAUUCUAGAUGUACUGUACAAGUAGUAUAAAUUGUGCAAUACAUGUCUCG